UUUGGCCAUUACUGCUCGGCCUUCAAGUAUCUCGUCGUGCCUAGAUAGAUUUCUUUGAUGCCGCAAGCGGCCCAGGAGCUCAAGCUUGAUGCUUCGUCGUUUCUUCCUUUCACGAGAAACUAGCGCCCACGCUUACCGUCCACGUCUCUAUCUCUGUGUCUCUCUAACUGUCGGCCCAAGGCAAGCGGUGUUACUUGGUCAUGAUGCUGAGCAAGCUGAGAAUUCAACGCCAUGUUUAUAACACACAAGCAACCAAUUCGCCUCAUCCAGAUUUGCUGUGGUUGCAAACCGCGGUUUUGGGUUUCCGCUGAAUGAAAACUUUGUUGGCAGCAGCAGGCGACUGUACAGCAAGUACUAGGACUCAUACCUGCUAGUGGUGGUGUUGGUUCACUUUUAAGCUCAUCCCAGUUUCUGGAUUUCUUGUUUCUUCUGGCGAUGAAAGUCUCCUCCCGAACAACGUAUAUGGUAUCUUCUCCGUGGUCGCCAUCACCACACAUCUCCAAAUUACGAUUAGAGGAAUGCCGGUAGCAGCCGAGCGUCGGUUUUCUUGCUCAGAUUCCUGCACUCCAGCAAUUGCAAAUCGGAAUCUUCAAUUCCAGUUGUGGUUACCUCAAGUUCACUGGGAAAGCUCGUGGUCUGGUCCUCAGUCGCAUCAGACUAAUCUCGUGACAAGGUCGAGGUCUCGAAUCUGGAUAUCGACCCUGGUUGCUUCCGAUGGGGAUUAGCAACGGUGAUCCUCCUGUGACGGCUAGCUCUAGUGGGCGGAUGGAUCGGGUGCAGCAGAUAGACCUUUCAAUUGCACCUGCAGAAGAAACUUACGCAGAUCAGGAAACGCAGAACAUGGCGACGGCUGAUUACGAGCAGCAUCCAGCUUCCACCUCAACGCCACUGCCUGCACAAAACUUUUUGCAAUUAGGACCCAGUUCUGGACCCGUGUCUGUAUCCAAUCACAGGGCUUCUGCCGAAUCCCUACCUUCACGUUUCAGGCCAGAAAGAGGUGACGAUUCGAACCGGCUUCGUCUGGCAACAAACCAUUGCAACGAGCGAUCAACUGUCGAAGACGGGUCCCCGCCUUCUUCGCCCGGUAGCAAGCAGAAAAGUACUUCUUCGGAGUCCGAAAUUCGCAAUCAGCUCAGACUGGCGCGUCUAGAGAUGGCUAGAAUGGGAGAAGAGAAAGAGCAGAUGAGACGAAUGCUGGCUGCUCUGACCAUGGAUUAUCAGACACUGCAUGAGCAUGUCGUCUCUCUCCUGCAGCAACAAGCUCUCAAUCCACAGUCUGCGCAAGCAGCUGCAAUGCCUCGGAUUCCAGUCAUGGCCCAAAUUGAAGAUGAUGUGACUGCAGUAAAUCAAAGUCGUCCACUGAUGCAAAAUAUCAAUUAUGGGUCAUCUGCAGCGUCGGGAAACCAGACGGCCGCGGCAUCGAAGCACCAGUCCUCGAUGCGACCGAGUGGCACGGUUUCUGGCUUCGGUCAUCAGAAUUCCGAUGCACGCGAUGGCAUUGAAGAAUCUCGAGGACCGGGUCUCGAGCUGGAACCACGGCGGCAGCAGCAGCAGGAGGAAGAGAAAGUAUUUCCUGCUUCUCGGGCAAGCCGCAGAUCGGCCUUGGCCUCCGACAACACCACCACCACCAACAAACACCGCAACAGGAGCACACCGGAACGGUCCAUCACGCGCAAUUUGGAGGCAGCUGCCGGCAUCGAAAUGGACGAGUCCGCAGGCUCGGAGCCGGUGACCGACGACUCUCCUCCCCGAGAGGCCAGAGAGAGGGAGCGCGAGGAAAGCAGCUCCGCGCCACCGGCGGUCUGGCCACCGAAUAAACGCCUCAAAACAGGCGCCAUGCACGAUCCCACGGUUCGCAACGCUCGCGUUUCUGUCCGAGCGAGAUCCGACGCGCCCACUAUGAACGAUGGGUGUCAAUGGCGCAAGUAUGGACAGAAAAUGGCCAAGGGCAAUCCUUGUCCUCGAGCUUACUACCGCUGCACGGUCGCUCCCGGCUGCCCCGUUCGCAAGCAGGUGCAAAGGUGCGCCGACGAUCGGUCCAUUCUCGUCACUACCUAUGAGGGCACCCACAAUCAUCCCCUGCCGCCGGCUGCCACCCAGAUGGCGUCCACCACCUCGGCUGCCGCUUGUAUGCUUCUGUCGGGCUCCAGCUCCACGGCUGAAGAAGACGUGCGAGUCAACAACAACUACCAUCAGAUCGGGUCCGGCUGCGUCUCGUCGUCAGGAUCGGCGGCCAUGUUGUCGAGCUCCGCUCCGUUUGCGACCAUCACCUUGGACCUGACCAGCAAUCCCACCACGCAGUUGUCUCUCGGAGGAGCCAGCGCCGUGCCGGUGCCUUUUCCUCUCGGAGGCCCUCUCGCACGACCUCAUCCCUGGGCUCUGCAGAACCCCACCUCGUUGGCUCCGCUGCACACGACUCAGUACUUAUCAGCGGAAGGCGCACGAGCUAUGCAAGCUGCUUACUCGAACCAACCAGAAUAUCAAGCUCAAGGUGCUGCCAACGGUGGGCCUCAACUGCUCGCCGACACGGUGAGCGCUGCCACGGCCGCCAUCACGGCCGAUCCCAACUUCACGGCUGCCUUGGCCGCUGCUAUCACGUCCAUGAUCAGUGCCCAGGCUAAUCCUCGACACCAAGGCAGCAGUUUAGCUGGGGAGCAUUCGACGAGUUCUUUGCAGAUUCAAGGGUCUUCGUCAUCCGACAUGCUUGUCCAAUCCAUUGCCAAUUCGGUGUUGAGACCGCAGCCAAACCCUCAUAACACGUCUCUCGGAAACCUCCUGAACCGUUCGGCGCUGUCGAUGUCGACAGGAAGCGAGGACCACGAUCAAGCAUCUGCUCAGCAACCCUCCAUAGCGAACUCCCAAGGCAGGAAACCGUCUCAUACUAUCAGCCAAACACAGUGAUGGGGAGAAGUUCUACACAUGUGCUGUACAGAUGAAUUGCUUACUCUUUAGUCUUGGACCCUGAAACCUUUCUGGAGGUUUAGUUAGGCCCAAUGGAUCAGCGUGUCGCAGCUGCCCAAUUUCUUUGUCAAUGUUGGACGUCAAGCUCGGAGAUUUAGAAGCUUAGUUCGAGAAGUAGCUAGCUACAAAGCACAUCAAUUGGUGGGUGCAAAUUCGCAGCAAGCAAGAAAUAUUUUUUACGAAAAUGAGUUCAUGGCCAUGGCAAAUACAUGUGUGUCAGAUGUAACAGGGCUAGAGAGACAUGUAAAUAAUACUCACGAAGGACUCUUAUUUAAUGUCGGG
Marchantia polymorpha subsp. ruderalis is the source of this 3243-nucleotide messenger RNA. The record is from the annotation of a GenBank genome assembly. NCBI's taxonomy places the organism in Eukaryota, Viridiplantae, Streptophyta, Marchantiopsida, Marchantiales, Marchantiaceae.